This is a messenger RNA of Ectocarpus sp. CCAP 1310/34, 933 nucleotides long. The record is from the annotation of a GenBank genome assembly. Lineage: Eukaryota; Phaeophyceae; Ectocarpales; Ectocarpaceae.
AUGAUCACCGAGCUGAUGGACAGGGCCCACGAACGUCACCAUCAUCUGCGCAGCACGGUCCACAAGGGCGGCAAGACCGAGGGCGAUGGCGAAGGCAAGGAUGCUUCGCCUAUUCCCGAAUCUAUCUCGGGGGCCGCGGCAGAGAACCAAGUACGGGAGCAGCAGGAGGAUCAACAUGAUGAGGUGGACACCAUGGGUGACGGUACCGACGACGGCAACAGCAACAGCACCAGCACCAGCACCAGCACCAGCGGCAACGGCAACGGCAACAGCGACAGCGACAGCGACAGCGACUGCCGCAGCAACGACAAGAAAGGACCUGUACACACACCCGACGCCUUCCAAUUCCACUCGGACUUCGUCUUGCAUGUCGGAGACUUCCUGCACGGGAGACUCCCGAACCUGGCGAAGACGGCCAUGGUGUACGCCACCUCCAUCGACUGCUUCGUCGUGCGCGCCACGGCCACCGGAACGCCCCCGGGGGACCUCGAGGACCGGACCGUCGACCCGGCGUCGCAGACGAGGCGGACCCUGCUAGAGGCCAACACGCAACGCAUGUCGAUUGUCGAGGGGCUACAAGCUGAAAUCAUGGCAGAGACAGCGGAGGCAGAGAAGGAGACGGUCGAGGGCCGGGGUCUGAAGAAGUCGAAGAUGGUCGCCGUCUUGGGCUUUCUGCCCUUCGGAAAGCACGGCUUUCGCCGGCGACGACCGAGGGAGCACGCGGCUGCACACUUGGGGGAGGCGACGCUCUCCGUCACGAACAAGGGAGACCUGGAGGUCUCGGUGGACGGAUCCAUCGUCCUUGGGAAGUCCGGGCCUUCCUGGUUCGGGUUUCGUAAGAAAGACUUUACGUACGAGGUCCGUGUUACGGAGGGCGUGGUUAUGGUGUCGCAAGGCGGCCACGACUGGGGCAUCCAGGCCCGGAAACUCUAG